AUGGACACAACCUGGUCCAACGUUCAGCAACCUCUAGCUCCUCAAAGAGAUUUAUUGAAUGGUGAUGAUACUGUCAUUCUGGGUGCAGGCGUCAUCGGCCUUGCGACAGCCUAUCAGCUCGCACUCGCUCACCGAGAGACUGCUAAUGCGACGACCAGGUUACACGGCAGAAUCAUCGUCGUCGAACGAGCUGCGCAUAUCAGUCCUGCUGCCUCUGGUCAAGCGACAGGUGGACUUGGAGAUUUCGGCUUCGCGAGCGGUGUCGCUGAUUUGGGCGCGCUUUCCUACAGGCUGUUCCAGGAACUUGCUCUCGCGAAUGGAGUGAAGGAGUUUGGCUUUAGCGAGUCUACAAUCUAUCGCAUCAUCCCCGAGGACUUCACGGGUACGCCUAAGCCACCUGAUACUUGGGGUCCAAGUCCUCCCAGUGAACGGCCUGUGUCUGCGCUCCCUGACUGGAUCAAACCCAGGAGCAACUGGUCAGUGCAGCGCAUCGCUGGCCCCUCUCAUGCAUCGCAUCUUGACCCCGGCCAGUUCUGCCAGUUUCUCUACGAAGAGUGCAAGAAGCUGGGCGUUGAGUUCGUGUUCAACGCGAAUGCAACAUCAAUUCAGGCAGCACCAGGAGCGAGACAUUUCACAAGCAUCCAGAUCGAGCAACAAGAUGGUGACUCACUCAACAUCCCCUGCAGAAGCCUAGUCAUAGCAGCAGGCCCUUGGUCCCCACACGUCUUCUCAACACUCUUCCCUCACGCCUCUUCCCAACUACCAAUGAACUCCACAGCGUCAGCCGGAAACCACUUCCGCAUCCGCACACCUGACUGGAAGCCUGAGGACGACGAGAAGGGAAGUCAACAAGUCUUCUUCCAAAGUGAGGUUCCAGGCAGACAGGGUCUCGACAUCACUAGUUUCCCGGGAGGUGAGUUGUACGUGGGUGGAUGGGGAGCGGCACCGGAAGAACUUCCAGAGCUUGCGGAGGAUGUGCGCGCACAGUCGGGUGAGAUUGAGAGUAUGAAGAAGAUUGUGAAGGGGUAUCUGAGGGUGCCGGAGGAUGAAGACUUGAAGAUCUUUGCGGAAGGAAGGUGCUACAGGCCGCUUGCGAUGUUCAGACAUCCAAUUGUCACGAAGGUGGACUUGGAGUUGCUGGGUAUGGAUGAUAGCUCCCAGGAUAUGCCGCGUCUUUCGACGCAAGAGGAUGGUGUUCAGGAUGAUCGGUAUAGCCCUGGUGGCUUGUUCCUGAACACCGCUCAUUUCGAUGAUGGUGUGACAUUGUCGCUUGGAAGUGGGAAGAUUAUGAGCGAGCUACUGAUGGGUCUACCACCUUCGGUUGAUGUGUCGGGACUUGGACUGAGCUGA
Alternaria metachromatica is the source of this 1350-nucleotide messenger RNA. RefSeq lists its product as uncharacterized. The transcript has 2 exons. NCBI's taxonomy places the organism in Eukaryota, Fungi, Ascomycota, Dothideomycetes, Pleosporales, Pleosporaceae. Bases 1 to 1350 code for a protein of 449 amino acids. The record is from RefSeq and is a predicted model, not a curated record. Gene Ontology annotation, biological process: retrograde transport, endosome to Golgi. Gene Ontology annotation, molecular function: oxidoreductase activity. Gene Ontology annotation, cellular component: cytoplasm; late endosome.